Nicotiana attenuata is the source of this 468-nucleotide messenger RNA. RefSeq lists its product as uncharacterized. The transcript has a single exon. NCBI's taxonomy places the organism in Eukaryota, Viridiplantae, Streptophyta, Magnoliopsida, Solanales, Solanaceae. The coding region runs from base 1 to 468 and encodes 155 amino acids. The record is from RefSeq and is a predicted model, not a curated record.
AUGGAGUUUCGGGUAGAUAACUGGGUAUUCCUAAAGGUAUCAUCAAUGAAAGACGUCAUGAUAUUCAAUAAGAAAGGAAAGCUUAGCCCUCGGUACAUUGGACCUUAUAAGAUCAUACGCAGAGUAGGCCAGGUAGCAUAUGAGUUAGACUUGCCUUCCAACUUGAAGUCUUUAUAUCCAGUCUUUCAUGUGUCUAUGCUCCAUAAGUAUAUUGGAGAUCUUUCUAGAAUCGUUCUAGUUGACAAUGUUCAGGUCACAGAGAGGCUAUCAUAUGAGGAAGCUCCCAUUGCUAUAGUAGAUCGACAAGUUCGGAGAUUGAGAACUAAGGAUGUAGUUUCAGUUAAAGUACUUUGGAGAAACAAGAAUGUGGAGGAGAUGACUUGGGAAGCUGAAGAAGACAUGAAGUAUAGGUAUCCUCACUUGUUUCUGCUUCCGAAGGAGGAUCAGACGAAACAUCACAGCCUUUAG